GUGAGCACCGGUGUUCGCCUGGGAAUGGGUUUUGACCAGGGCCCUCGGAGCUUGUGAGGCGGAUCAUUGGCAUCACGCAGCGUAUGUCCCAGUACAGGUGAAAUGAGAGCGCACGUGUUUUAGCUGGAAGGCCAAUUUCGCCCAGGUGCAGAAAAAUGGAGACUCGCGGCAUCAUGUUGCAGGGUCGUCUUUCGUAUCCUUCUAGUGCUUGCUUUCAGGGGAAGAAUUCGGUCUCCGUGCGCUCACAGCGCAAUGUCGUAGGAUGUGGGAUUUUGUUGAAGAGCAGGAGGAAUGUGUGGCUCUGUGGAGGAAGUAGUGGAAUUUCUGGGUCCUUGGUGUACAGGAGGGGCAGAAGUGUCAGUUUCUGGAGCUUGCGGGUAGGGAAGAGUAGCGGGGAGGGAAGGGGAGGACUCGUGGUGAGGUGUAACGAGAGCGAUGAAGUGGACAUGCCUCCGGAGGACCCGGCAUACACUAGCUACGUUGAUCCCAACACUGGCGAGCCUUCGCCUUCCUAUGGUACUAGGGCGCCAUUGCCCCCAGCUGCAUUCUGGGGGGAUGAUGCGAAGCGUGUUGUAAGGUCAGGGCAGGCAGCUACUCCCAGUGAUACGGGAAUGAAGGACCGGGGUGGUGGUGCAAUGUCGAGUAGAGACUUUGUCUCCAAGAGGAAGAACGCAAGUGUAGCGAGUCGAGACGGCCAGAAAGUGCCGAAUGAAUUUGAGGAGGAAGUUGAGGAGGAGGAAGAUGAUGAAAGGAAUGCUUCUGGCGAGGAGGAGGAGGAUGAAGAGGAGGAUGCUGGGCUUGUUCUCCAGCAGAGUGAAGAAGGUCUUGUGCACGAGUCGGACCAGCGGCUGGAAAAUGACGAACUAUGGUGGAAUCAUCAGAAGCCCUCCAAGGAUAAGGAGCCUUGGAGUGCAUGGCAAAAGCGCAUGGGUGACGGUGAUAGUGUCAUCGCAACAGCAAUGGCAAAAGCGGGUCAAAUCGAGCUCUUUGGUGAUAAACCAACAAUAGCCGAGGCCAGUUUGGCGCGAGCUAGGAAGCGUGUGUUUUAUGAUGAGCGGAUGCGAGAGGAGGAAGAGCGCAGAAAAGAGGCUGGGGCAGUUGCGUAUUAUAAGGAAUGGGUAGGAAAAUGGAAGAAAGAUACCUCGAAGGUGACUGUUGAGGAGAGGGCAAAGAGCACGGGUGAAGGGGUGGUGGACCAGCUGCUCGACAUGUUACAGCAUCAAUCUCGUAGGGAAUACCGACGCAUGCAGGGAACCGAUAUUCGUAUUGCUCGUGAUCCUUUGACCUUGCGCAUGUCUGACGAGGAAAUUAUACAAGUUUGGGGAGGCGAUCCCGUUUACCCGACUAAAAACUAUGAGCAGGAUCCUGAUGCUGUAGCUGACUACCGUAAUGAGAAUUUGCAUGAGCCUACGCCGGACAUCGUUGAUUUAUUGCAAGAUGAUGGCAUACUAAUUACCCGAGAACAACUUCAGGAAAUACUGGACAGAGAAGAGAGAGAAGAGAGAGAAAAGGAGCUACUAGAGGAUGACGAGGAUGCAAUGACAGGAGCCAUCGAUAUCGGUGACAAAGAGCUUGAUGAUGAUGAUGAAGAUGACGACGACGACGAUGAUGAGGACGAGGCGAGUGACGAAGAGGAUUUCCAAGAUGAUUUAGAGUGGAAAGCGAGCAUCAGCCAACAUCAACUUCCGUCUGGGAAGCCCAAGUUAAGUAGAGAAACCAAGAAAUUCUCACCUGUCAUUGACUUGUUGGACCAAAUAGAUAGUUCCGACUUGCUAGAAUAUGUCGGUGAUGAGGAAGACGAAGAGGAUAGCAUAAAGGAUGUAGAUAACUAGCUAUUAUCUCUAACACAUUGAUUUCUCAAACAUUUGUGGCUCCAUCCAAAGUUAGAAAGUAAUGAGGAGAUGGAUACUCCUUGUAUGUGCAUGAUAUCGAAUGUCCACUUAGCCACUCUUGGGCAGUGUGUGUAUAUAUAAACACACACAUAUUGGUCCCCGAUGCGCUUCUAUUUAGCACAAAUCGAUUGUUGUAAUUCAGCACUAAAAAUAUGAAAGAUUGGGUUUCAGUAACAGCCUCUCUGUUAUAGCUGUUCCCUCAAAUCACUUCAAACCCAA
Messenger RNA from Physcomitrium patens, 2111 nucleotides. RefSeq names its product protein PLASTID TRANSCRIPTIONALLY ACTIVE 12, chloroplastic. Gene Ontology annotation, biological process: positive regulation of red or far-red light signaling pathway; plastid transcription; response to light stimulus. Gene Ontology annotation, cellular component: chloroplast; nucleus. The record is from RefSeq and is a predicted model, not a curated record. Lineage: Eukaryota; Viridiplantae; Streptophyta; Bryopsida; Funariales; Funariaceae.